Megalops cyprinoides (Indo-Pacific tarpon) is the source of this 1347-nucleotide messenger RNA. It is a transcript of the gene ctsla, whose product is annotated as cathepsin La. The record is from RefSeq and is a predicted model, not a curated record. Bases 11 to 1024 code for a protein of 337 amino acids. NCBI's taxonomy places the organism in Eukaryota, Metazoa, Chordata, Actinopteri, Elopiformes, Megalopidae. Gene Ontology annotation, cellular component: lysosome. The transcript is spliced from 7 exons. Gene Ontology annotation, biological process: immune response. Gene Ontology annotation, molecular function: cysteine-type endopeptidase activity.
CCGUGUCACCAUGAAGCUGGAAUUGGUGGCGAUCACGCUGUGCCUCGGCGCUGUUUGCGCAGCCCCAAGCUUGGACCCACAGUUGAACGACCACUGGGAUCAAUGGAAGCAGUGGCACAACAAAAAGUACCACGAGAAGGAAGAAGGUUGGAGACGAAUGGUUUGGGAGAAGAACUUGAAGAAAAUCGAGAUGCACAAUCUUGAACACUCCAUGGGAAAGCAUUCUUAUCGUCUGGGAAUGAACCACUUCGGUGACAUGCCGCAUGAGGAGUUCAGGCAGGUCAUGAAUGGCUACAAGCGCAGGGCAGAGAGGAAGUUCAAGGGGUCGAUGUUCCUGGAGCCAAAUUUCUUGGAGGCGCCACGUCAGGUUGACUGGAGGGAGAAGGGCUAUGUCACUCCCGUCAAGGAUCAGGGUCAGUGUGGGUCCUGCUGGGCCUUCAGCACCACCGGUGCCUUGGAGGGUCAGCAUUUCAGGAAGACAGGCAAGCUGGUGUCCUUGAGUGAGCAGAACCUGGUGGACUGCUCCAGGCCCGAGGGCAAUGAGGGCUGCAAUGGUGGGCUCAUGGACCAGGCCUUCCAGUAUGUCAAGGACAACAAUGGGAUCGACUCUGAGGAGUCCUACCCCUACCUGGGAACCGAUGAUCAGCCCUGCCACUAUGACCCGAAGUACAAUUCAGCCAACGACACAGGCUUUAUGGACCUGCCCAGCGGGAAGGAGCAUGCACUGAUGAAGGCCGUGGCCGCCGUGGGCCCCGUGUCUGUUGCCAUUGAUGCUGGCCACGAGUCCUUCCAGUUUUACCAGUCAGGGAUCUACUAUGAGAAAGACUGCAGCAGUGAAGACCUGGACCAUGGAGUACUGGCUGUGGGCUACGGAUUCCAGGGAGAGGAUGUAGAUGGCAAGAAGUACUGGAUCGUCAAGAACAGCUGGAGUGAGAAUUGGGGUGACAAAGGUUACAUCUAUAUGGCCAAGGACAGGCAGAACCACUGUGGUAUUGCUACUGCUGCUAGCUACCCUCUGGUGUAGCAUGUGGGAACAUGUGCCUAGUUUGAUUUUAUUUUUUCCUUAAUGGUUUGAAAGAACCAUGUUUAUAAUGCAGCCUUAAUGAGGCUUGGAUAGAAGGAGAAACCACACCAAACAUUAUGUGGUUUAAACAAAAAAAAACACUUUUAGGGAAUAAUGCAAUUCUGUUAUGGUGUUUUGUUUGUUUGUAUUGAUUGUCUGGCUGUUUUUAGGUUAAAUGUUUGUAAAUAUGUUUACAUGUAAAGAUUACAUGUGGGUUUUAAGGUUCAGGUCGUAUGUUUUUGGUCCUUGACUUUUUUCUACUUUCACGGUCAAUUAAAACUCUU